This is a messenger RNA of Theileria parva strain Muguga, 765 nucleotides long. RefSeq names its product 40S ribosomal protein S27-2 (gene crp-6). Gene Ontology annotation, molecular function: RNA binding; structural constituent of ribosome. The transcript is spliced from 2 exons. Gene Ontology annotation, biological process: ribosomal small subunit assembly; translation. Gene Ontology annotation, cellular component: ribosome; cytosolic small ribosomal subunit. The record is from RefSeq and is a predicted model, not a curated record. Bases 482 to 730 code for a protein of 82 amino acids. NCBI's taxonomy places the organism in Eukaryota, Apicomplexa, Aconoidasida, Piroplasmida, Theileriidae.
CGAAAAAGUUAGAUUUGUAGAACAGAGAAUUAGGGAAUUGUGGAAAUUUAUAAACAUAGGAUUAAAGAUAAGUAAAUGUGUAGAUGAAAAAGGUGUUGUUAUUUGGGUUUUAGGGUACAAUUUAGGUUUGGAAUCUUUGAUGGGGAAAACUGGAUUGGCUCCCCAUUGAUUAAACCAGUGUCAUGGAAAAAACAGUUUAAAAUUUUAUAUAUCUCUACGAAGGAAACAGGAAGCUGUUCCUAUCCUUUUCAUUGUAUUAGUAAAUAUUUUAAAAAAAGUUUAUAAACCCAAAUUUCAGAUAUAAAACUUGUGCCUCACCUGGAUUUAUAAUUGUACAUAUUUGUUCAUUUAGUGCAAAGCACCUCUUGUUCUACUCUGUUUUGCUCCUCAAUUAUAUGUUGAUCGAUAAUAGUCUUCUUGAACUUGAAUUUUACCUCAAUAACUUAUUUUUUUUGAAAAACAAAACUUUUUUUAAAUAAAAAUGGAAGUAGAUUACCUUAAUCUAGAUCCUCAUGAAGAGGCGAAGAAACAUAAAUUAAAGCGCCUUGUACAAGGCCCCAACUCCUUUUUUAUGGAUGUUAGGUGCCCCGGAUGCUUGACUAUCACUACAAUCUUCAGUCAUGCACAAACAGCCGUUAUCUGUGGAAGCUGUAACAUUGUUCUGUCUGAGCCGACGGGAGGGAGAUGUAAGCUUACAAAGGGUUGUUCAUUCCGUAAAAAGGUUGAAUAAUUAGCCCAGCCACAAGUGUAACUGAGGCCAUACCC